AAUUCGCUGGAUACGACUCCCACUCGACAUGAAACAGUUACUACACACUGCGGUAGUGCUCACGCAUCCAUUGCCGGCAGUGGGAAUAACGGAAUGAUUUGUACCGGAUCGAAGUCUUCCAGAGGCGAGAGACAGCUCAUCCGCACGGAGAGCUAGCACCAGACGACCCAUUCCUCACUGAGUUUGAUUUAGUAACCGAUAUGGGUCCAUGUUGACGGAGAUGGUUCCUUGAUUGACGGAAUCGGAGGCACCGGGAAUGAGAACUAAGUCUCUGACUAGUUGAUUGAAUCAUCACACGUCGAAGAUCGUUUAGGUCAGCCGGGCCGAGCACGCACUAGACUUUUAAUCCAGGAUGGAUGGUCGUGUGAGGAGCGUGAGGCGAUCAUGGCUGCCCAUUGCUUCUGCAGUACUGUUGGUCAUGCUGCAGACGUUGCACUUAGCAGACGGCCAGACGCAAUCCUGCAAUCCCACAACUGGGAUCCUGACCAUAACGACAACUCAUGUCUCCUAUAGUUCGGUAAGCAUGCUGCAAUCCUAUCAGCAGAAGUACUACAAGUGGUGCUGGGCCACCAUCAUCUCUUGGAGGAAGUGCACUAGAUACAGGACUGCACAGCAAACAGUGACAUCGCUAGUCACCACGACAGGUACAUCGAAGACGACGCGAUGUUGUGCAGGAUACACUCGGGUAUCGUCAACGAAGUGCCGGCCAGUGUGUAGCUCCGCGUGUCUAAAUGGAGGUACCUGCGUCGCACCGAACACCUGCUCGUGUGUGUCAGGAUACUCUGGUAAAACGUGUGGCAAUCCACUUUGCCAACCUGCUUGCAGCAAUGGUGGUGUGUGCACCCGGCCAAACGUCUGCAGCUGCCCAGCAGGCUAUAGCGGCGCACAGUGCACUGCAGUGUGCCCGGAUGGUACGUACGGCGUGGGCUGCCAGAUCUGCGGCUGCCGCAACGGUGGUACGUGUGCCAAGUUCUCCACCGCAAUGCAGUGCACUUGCAAGCCCGGGUACCAGGGUGCAAGGUGCGAGAACCCCUGCCAGCUACCCAGUUGUGGACUGGCGUGCGGCUCGGCCUGUUCGUGCGGCAAUUUCGGAACGUGUGACUACAGGUCAUGUGCAUGCACAUGCAGACCAGGGUAUCUGGGAGUUACGUGCGCCCAGAAAUGCACCCCCGGCUUCUACGGGCACAACUGCUUGCAGAAAUGUGCGUGCCAGAACGGCGCGGUCUGCGACGGUGUGACUGGCAAGUGCUUCUGCAAGCCUGGAUGGCGGGGUGAUGCCUGCAACUUGCCCUGUUCUGCGGGGACCUACGGGCAGGACUGCGCGCGUUUCUGUAGCUGCAUGAACGGAGGGCUGUGCGACCCGAUCACAGGCGGGUGCGCCUGCACAGCGGGCUAUACAUCCACAGACUGCAGUAAGACAUGCCCUGCUAAUACGUUUGGAAUUGGCUGCUCACAAACGUGCAAGUGCAUGGACGCCAACACGAAAUCCUGCUCACAUGUUGACGGUAGCUGCACCUGCAAAGACUGCUGGAAGGGCAGUAUGUGCGAUCAAUUAUGCCUUGUGACCUCUGCAGGCACUUGCCACUGCACUAUUGGCAAGUGCUCACCAGCCUGCAGUAACGGGAUUUGUGAUGGAUCUGGAUCAACUCCGGUUUGCAGAUGUAAUGCUGGCUUCAUGGGCGCAGCCUGUAAUCAGCCGUGUCCGGCCGGUAACUUUGGCCCUGGUUGUGCUGGGGUCUGUGGCUGUGGCAACGGCAACUGCAGCUCGGGCGAUGGAUCCUGCACAUGCACAAUUGGCUUCACAGGGGCGCGGUGCGAUAAACCGUGCCCAGCGGGUACGUAUGGUUUCCAGUGUGCCUGGGUGUGUCCGUGUGCCAACGGAGGCACGUGUGACCCGGUUACAGGCGCCUGCACAUGUUCAGGCGUCUACAGCGGCCCAACGUGCAAUCAAAUCUGCAACUCCACCUCGUACCCGCAGUAUCAGUCGAGCCCGACCAGCUGCUCCAACUGCACGUGUGAUCCAAGUAGCACUUCGAAGUGCGAUACGUUGACUGGCCUUUGCACGUGCAAGACUGGUUUUGCCGGUCGCGACUGCAACUAUCCGUGCCCGGACGGGUCCUACGGUGACCAGUGCAACGGACUGUGUCGGUGCAAGAACGGCGCAACGUGCCAUCCAGUCACCGGUGCCUGCAGCUGUGCGCCAGGCUAUCAAGGCCCACUUUGUGCCUCGACAUGCGCGCCAGGCAUGUACGGAGUGGACUGCACGCAUCCUUGCAGCUGUCAGAACGGAGCGGCGUGCGACAUGGCCACUGGUGCCUGCAACUGUACAGCAGGCUGGAUGGGCACGACUUGCGGCACUGCCUGCCCUGCCGGUUUCUAUGGCUACGGGUGCAGACAAGCCUGUGAUCCUAAAAAGUUCAAGUACGGCUCAAACUGUUUAUUGGAUUGUGGUUGCUACCUGCCAAACACCAUAGGUUGUGAUCCAUUCACUGGGAGUUGUCAGUGCAAGCCUGGCUUCGCUGGUGCAACAUGCAGUUCAAACUGCCCGUCGCAUAAAUACGGUGCUGACUGCCAGCUCGACUGCCCCUGCCAGCACAACAGCUGGUGUGAUCCGAUCAGCGGCGCCUGCAACUGCUCUACCAUCCUCGGAUACAAUGGCACAUUCUGCGAACAGGAGUGUCCGCAUCCAAAGUAUGGCGUGGAGUGCACCAAGACGUGCACGUGCUUCAAUGGAUUCGAGUGCUUCCCGACGAACGGCUCUUGCAAGUGCGGCGUAGGCUACUCCGGGUCUCAGUGUGAAAUCAGCUGUCCGGCUGGGUUUUGGGGUGAGGCCUGCCGGUCACGCUGUGUCUGCAGUGGCAAUGGUGUGUGCGACAUCGCCACUGGCAAGGUGUGCUCGUGCACGCCGGGCUGGAGAGGAGCGACUUGCCAGACACUUUGCCCACAGGGCACGUUUGGCAUAGAUUGUGCCAGCACCUGCACUUGUAAAGCAGACGAGCUGUGCUCGCCGGACUAUGGACAUUGCAGCUCCGCUCCACCAAGCACCAGUCCGACUGCUUUCUCAGUUGGCACGGCUGUGUCGUCAGUACUUCAUAGCACGGCUGUGUCGUCAGUACUUCAUAGCACGGCUGUGUCGUCAGUACUUCAGACUGGCCUCAGCACCGCUGCUGCGACAUCCUUUGGGCUCGGCACAGGUGCAGGAACCCAACCGGAAGGGACUGUUGGUGGCCAGGGAGUUGACGACGGUGAAAGCAAUAUUGGCCUGCUGGCACUUCUUGCCCUGCCAAUCAUUGUACUGGGUAUGGUCCUCCUGCUCAUCUACAUUCGCCGACAGAGAAAUGCAGCAAUGCCGCAUGGACGAACAUCAGGCAGCGAUGACUUGACACCAAAUCGCAUAUACAACAAGCCAAUGGGCAACGGAAAUGGCUCUGCAUUCUUCAACCGCAACUCUUCACAAGUUCGUCUUCUGCCAAAGGACCAGGUAAACCCGGGAUUCAGGCCCGAUGGUGAAGAUGGGGACGAUACAGAUGGACAAAUCCAGAACGAUGGCCGCCAAGACGUCGCCUUCUGGGACGGCAAAGUGCCGACGCGAUCCAAGAACGCCUCCUUAAAUACAGGUAGUACUGCCAAUGCGUCACGCACCCCCAGCGGUGUGAAGCCCUCUGGAGUGGGACGCACAGCAAGCUCGACGACUUUGCCCGGAGCUAAGAACAGGGCAAUGGUGGCAUUGCCGACACUUCCGUCGCCUCCAUCAGUGGAUGGUGAUUACGAAAUAGCCAAAGACUUCGGCACAACACCUUCACAAGCCAAAGACAGCAGCUGGCGGCCGAACGUCAGCCGAGGAGCUUUGUCCAGAAUGAGCGCGGGGAACAUUCCCUUCAGUACCAACAGCCCCACAUUGGCCACUGAUGGGUCUCCACAGUGCCCGGGUGACGAUGAAGAGUACUCAACGCUGCAGAGAGGAGCGGACGGUCCGGGCGGCGCAGGGCCACCGGACUGGAGAAGCUACAUGCCCAGCGUGGAGGGAAAGCAAUACGCAACGUUGAACCGCGCCAGCACACUGCCCCCACGUAGUCCUGCAGUCGACGGCGCUUACGAGGAUGCUGUGUGCGAAGAGGAAUACUCUACGCUUGAUCGAUCGGCGACCGCUGCCAACGGAAAAGCAUCGAAACUUCCAAGCAGGAAUAAGUGGGAGACCUACAGCACUCUGGAUCGGAGCACACGAGAGCCCGCUCUUGUGCAGGGUGCGGACGCUCCUGCCGACGCGGAGUACUCGACAAUUCAGAAAGGUGCCGUAUCAUCGGUCCCUGUUGGUUCUGCAGGAUACAGUACACUGGAGAGAGGACAAUCGUUGCAUGGCCCAAUGUCCACUAUUCUGCAGAGCACACUGACGGAGGAGGCUGUUCAAGACGGGCAACCUAGCAAUGAUCAAGCAAUAGUGAACAUAGCAGCCACGACUAGCAAUGCACUCCAGAGCGUGUCUGCUUCAGAGAGCCAACAGCCUUCUGCGAAAGAUUUUGCAAACCUGACUGAACGCCCACACCAAGGUGCUGUGCAAGGUGAGAGAGCCUACGAGAACACCAGCCCUGAGAGCAAAGCCAACACUGCCAAUGAGGCUAUGGAAUCCACCGCGAUCCUCAGGAGCGUAUCCACUUCGGUGAGCCAACAUUCGUCUGGAAAUGACCUCGCAAGCUCGAGUGACCGCCCGCACCAAGGUGCCGUGCAAGGUGAGAGAUCGUACGUGAACCCUGAGAGCAAAGCCAACACAGCCAAAGCAGUGCCGCCGCCUUUACACACAGAGCCGGUAGCAGUCCCCAAGCGGAUCAAAUCCAGGCCCGUUAGCAGGCAAGCAUCAGUAGAUCAGCCGAAGCACAGUACGUCUCACCUCUACAGUCAGCAACGCAUGUCGCUCCGCCGCACGUCCAAGAAGGAAGAAACCUCGAGCAGUGCGACCGGUGAAGACAAUCUCGCAACCGUUAUCUGACCUCGGGUUUGAACUGUUCGUGACGCUAUCUUGAUUGACUGUGAGUCUUGCCUUGACGGUGUUGUGUGAUGUGCCCAAUGAUAGCUAUGGUAUUGAAAUGCAAUACACUACAUGUAUGUUGCAGAUUAUGUUACACAAAUCGUGAGCAGUCCUCUACUGGAGAGUGAGAUAUGGGCACUGUAAUUUGAAUUUGACAUAGAAAUAUGCGUAGAAUCGGUUAUAUACUUCAAAAUAAUUAUUAUUUUGUUUCUAAGGUUACGCAAACUAGCUACUUCACGAAUUUAGCCAUUCACAAAUUAUCAAAACAUGUAUUUAUGUACUCAGAUGGAGAGCCAAGUACAGUAUAGCGUAACUUGUAGUUCCUUGGUCUUUCUCUUUUGCAUGUAUUUAUGCAUUCCUGAUACACACACAGCUUCUCACACGAAAGCCGCCACGUGUACAUGUACAAUAUGUGCGUAUAUGUACCAUCCUGUAUGGCAGUGUAGAAGUGGCAUUACUACAGGUACACUGCAGCUCAGCUUUGCUUGCACUUGGUCUUCUUGAUACAAUGAUAGGAAGGCAAGACGCCACAAGGCCUUCCCUUGAAACACUAAUCAGGCUACUCAAUAGCAACAAGCAUUUCAAUAAAAUCCUUAUUCUCAUGAUGGGCAAUGGCCAAUUUUGUUGUUGCUGUUCAGUGCUGUUUGCAGCCAGUGCCACUGCCACUGUCUAUGCAGCUCUGAGUUUGUCCUGUUGCUAA
This is a messenger RNA of Sycon ciliatum, 5723 nucleotides long. RefSeq names its product multiple epidermal growth factor-like domains protein 10. Lineage: Eukaryota; Metazoa; Porifera; Calcarea; Leucosolenida; Sycettidae. The transcript is spliced from 23 exons. Bases 353 to 4984 code for a protein of 1543 amino acids. Gene Ontology annotation, molecular function: scavenger receptor activity. The record is from RefSeq and is a predicted model, not a curated record.